Messenger RNA from Bactrocera neohumeralis, 765 nucleotides. RefSeq lists its product as uncharacterized. The transcript is spliced from 4 exons. Lineage: Eukaryota; Metazoa; Arthropoda; Insecta; Diptera; Tephritidae. The record is from RefSeq and is a predicted model, not a curated record. The coding region runs from base 1 to 765 and encodes 254 amino acids.
AUGGAAAUUUGUGAAAAUUCGAAAGUCGUGAGCACUAAACAGCAAUUGGAAAAACUGGUAGCUUUAAUGGAAGAAAAUCCACAAUUUGCAAGAGGGAUUUGCACCAAAGUUCAGGCGGCAACAAAAUGGGAGGGAUUUGCUUUGGAGCUAAACUGUUUGGGUCCACCAACUAGACCAGCGGCAAAGUGGAUGAGGGUAUGGGCUGAUAUGAAGUCAAACACAAAGAAAAAACUGUCGCAAAACAAAGCGGAGUACAGAGCAACAGGCGGAGAGAGUAUUAUUGGCUUACUCGAGUUUGAUGCCUGCAUAAACCCGCCGGGAGCCGAAUUUGGUCUGGGUAUAAGUGGCGAUGUUGAACCACAACUUUCAACUCCACCAAAUCCCACCCCACAUCCUCAGGCUGAAAACUCUGAAGAAAGUGAAGUGGAAUUUCAUUCUAAGGCUCACAAGCUUCCAGCACGCAAAAAGCGGCCAAUUAAAAAAUACAACAAGGCAGAGAGGCUGAGGUUACUGGACUCCCAGACAAAUGCCCAGAAACAGUACUACGAAGAAAUGGUCUCCACUUUAGGGGAAAUACGAAAAUGUGCUGAAGAAAAAGUGGAAUACCAAAAGAAACAGUAUGAACUGAAUAAAAACGCAACAGAGGUAAUGCUACAGCUGAAAAGGGAAAAAUUUGCGGGUACAGAAGUCUUAAAAAGCCAGCAAGAUCGCGGAUCAAAACUGCAGUUAAAACUUGCAAUUUUAGAGCUAAAAAAAAAUCUUUAA